AGAGAGAGAGACAAUUGGUUCUUUGGAAAGAUACAUGUAAUGGAAUGCCUCUGUCAUGCACUAGAGAUAAGAAAAAAGGAAGAAUUCAUUCCAUCUGUUUCCGCACCCAAAGUUCCUUUUCCUCUGUGCCCAAGGCCAGUAUAUCUCUGAGCAUCCAUGGGAGCACUUCCUGAAAGAGGCAUAAUAUAUCCAGUCUGUAGUUGACUCCUCCGUACUUAUGAGAAGCAAAAGUUAAGAAGAAUCGAGAAAGAGAGACAUUGAUCUUGGAACUGUGAAGGUGAUCUGUGCUUUCUGGCGUGGCAGUCUAUGCUAAGCACUAUUAUCCAGCAAAGGAAAAGACAUGCAGGAUGAAGAUGGAUAUAUCACGUUAAAUUUUAAAUCAAGAACAUCAGCUAUAACUUCAGGACUUCCAGUUGAACCCAGUGUUUCUCCUCUGUGGCGUCCAAUGGCUCUAACGCUGCUGUUCCUGUGCCUAGGGAUGGCAGCUGGUCUGGUGACUCUAGGAAUAAUGUCCCCCCCAGUCUUCAAACAACAAGAUUACCUUCCUACCCAGGAUAGAAAUCUCUCAGAGAUUCUCCAGAAAGUAGCAAAAAACAUCUGUCAAGAGCUUAUUCAAAAGCCUGUGGGUCACAAAUGUAACCUCUGUGACACCAACUGGAGAUAUCAUGGAGAUAGGUGCUAUGGUUUCUUCAGACACAAUCUGACAUGGGCAGAGAGUAAACGAUAUUGUGCUGAACGGAAUGCCACUCUUCCGAAGAUAUUCCACCAGGAUACUUUGGAUUUCAUCAAAGGAAGAACUUCUUUUAUUCGAUGGAUUGGACUGUCCCGUAGAAACUCUGAUGGGAUCUGGAUUUGGGAAGAUGGUUCACGCCUCUCUGAGAAUGUGUUUAAGCUUUUAGGAAAUGAAGAAGAUCAGCAUUGUGCUUACUUCCACAAGGGAAAAAUUUAUACUUCACUCUGUGAGGACACACAUUACUUAAUUUGUGAGCAGAAGACCAACACAGUGAGGAUAGAUGAACUGAUUUAAUGUACUGGAAAAACAAAUGGAGAAGAAUGAAACGUCAACGAUAAGCAGCUUAUUGAUGAUGGCAAGUGAGAAAUUCCUCAAAAGAAAGAAAAGACUAUGCCUCUUGGCUUUAACGCAUACACAGACACAGACACAGACACAGACACAGAUACAGGUACACACACACACACACACACACACACACACACACACACACACACAUGCACUUUUGACUUAUCAUCUUCCUGUACCCAUACACACCCUAACUUUAGCCUUCUUACCCAAAUUUUUUUGUGUUUGUUUUCUUGUUUUGCACAUAAGCCCUAUUCUUGGCCUAUUGACUUUUGUUUUUUCAAACUUGAGUGUUUCUCACUACUUUCUCAAUCAUCAUCAUACGUAAAUAAAUCAGGGCAGGAA
Molecule: messenger RNA, 1423 nt
Organism: Phascolarctos cinereus (koala)
Lineage: Eukaryota; Metazoa; Chordata; Mammalia; Diprotodontia; Phascolarctidae
Product: C-type lectin domain family 1 member B-like
Biological process (GO): platelet formation; signal transduction
Cellular component (GO): plasma membrane
Molecular function (GO): transmembrane signaling receptor activity
Source: RefSeq, a predicted model, not a curated record